AUGGCCCUAACCCAAGACCCGAGGUGGCCUGCAGUCGAUUCUUUCACUCUAUCUCAAUUGCAUCCUUCAUCUCGACCAAAUUCCGCUGCACUCAAACAUGCAUUGAAAAAUUCUCGAGAGCAUGGUUUACGAGAUAUUGCGGUUUCUGCCUGCGAAGGCAAAUUCUUGGCACUUCAAUGCCGCAUGGCCAAAGUCAAGCAUGCUCUCGAAAUCGGUACCCUGGGCGGCUACAACUCCAUUUGGAUGGCUAGCGAAAAUCCCGACUUGCAUGUCACAACGGUCGAACUUGACCCCAAAACUGCCGAAGUAGCCCGCGAAAACAUCCGCUUUGCUGGUUUGUCCGACAGAGUCGAGGUAUUGGUCGGAGAUGCUACCAAAGUUAUCGAAACGCUUCAUGCAGAAAUUGAACAACAGAAGCGGCCAAGAUUCGGAUUCGUCUUCAUUGACGCCGACAUGGAAGUCAACUGGAGUUUCUUCAACCCGUCAGUGGAACUCUGCCUGCCUGGCGCAGCUAUCAUUGUCGAUAACAUUGUCCUUGGCGGUACCAUUGUAACCGAGAAAUUUCUGAGUGACAAACGAGUUGCAGGCUCUAGACAUGCUGUUGAGGUCGCAGGAGAGAACCCCAAAGUUGACGGUGUUGUGGUUCAAAUGGUCAGCUCGAAAAGUUAUGAUGGAAUCCUCUUGGCCGUGUUGAAAUAA
Messenger RNA from Xylona heveae TC161, 699 nucleotides. RefSeq names its product O-methyltransferas-like protein family 3. The record is from RefSeq and is a predicted model, not a curated record. The transcript has a single exon. The coding region runs from base 1 to 699 and encodes 232 amino acids. Gene Ontology annotation, molecular function: S-adenosylmethionine-dependent methyltransferase activity; O-methyltransferase activity. Lineage: Eukaryota; Fungi; Ascomycota; Xylonomycetes; Xylonales; Xylonaceae.